AAGGUUACUGCUCUACACCGGGCUUUCGCUAGCGCUCUGCGCCCUCGGCAUGCUGGCGGUGGCCAUCUGCUCCGACCACUGGUACGAGACUGACGCCAGGAAGCACAGGGACAGGUGCAAGGCCUUCAACACGCGCCGGGUCGACCCCGGCUUCAUUUACAACAACAACAACAACUUGCCUCUGCGCGCGAGCCGCUCGCGCCUGGACCGCUGGGAGGGCAAACUCCUCCGGGCCCGGAAUCGCCGGCAGCUGUUCGCCAUGAGCCCGGCGGACGAGUGCAGCCGGCAGUACAACUCCACCAACAUGGGCCUCUGGAGGAAGUGCCACCGGCAGGGCUUCGACCCGGAGAUCGCUGCCCUCAUCCGGAAAGGUGAAAUUGAGAGAUGCACGUAUAUCAAGUACCACUACUCCUCAGCAACCAUCCCCAGGAACCUCACAUUCAACAUCACGAAGACCAUUCGCCAGGAUGAGUGGCACGCCCUGCACCUGCGUAGAAUGACCGCUGGCUUCAUGGGCAUGGCGGUGGCCAUCAUCCUCUUCGGCUGGAUCAUCGGUGUGCUGGGCUGCUGCUGGGACCGAGGCCUUAUGCAGUAUGUGGCAGGCCUUCUCUUCCUCAUGGGAGGGACCUUCUGCAUCAUCUCACUGUGCACCUGUGUGGCUGGGAUCAACUUUGAGUUAUCACGUUACCCACGCUACCUAUAUGGACUCCCGGAUGACAUCAGCCACGGCUAUGGAUGGUCCAUGUUCUGUGCAUGGGGGGGCCUGGGCCUCACACUAAUCUCGGGAUUCUUCUGUACCUUGGCCCCCUCUGUCCAACCUGUCCCGAGGACCAACUGCCCUAAAUCCAGACCAGAGAAUGGGACAGUGUGCUAAAAAUACAAACCCAUACACACACACAUACACACACACACAUAUAUAUAUAUAAAUAUAUAUAUAAUAUACAUAUAUAAAAUGAAAUUCAAUCAAGACGAUGCCAGUGCCAAGGUAGAGUUGAGUUGGCUCAGGCACCUGCAUCUCAUCAGACUUUGUGUUGCCUCAUCUCCAAGAUGGGAAACAUGUUCCCAUCCUGUGGCUCUCAUCAGUUCUUGACUUUGGCUUCAUGAUUUCUUCAAGACAGAGUGAAAGCCACCACCUGCGGUAGCAUCUUGAUCCCUGUCGCUCAUAAGGAUGUGGCGGUGAACUGGAAGGGACAGAGGCAGUGGUCUGAAGCAACCCUGAUACAGAGAAGGAAGUGUGUCACACUCUGGGCCAGCAGGAAAGGCCGCCACCGCCCCAGUCAUCAUAUCAUGGGGAAACUCGGUCCCUCGAGUUCAUAGAAUGUAACCACAUCUCUGAGGCCAUUUUCAGAACCGCUUCUCUGCUCUUCCUGUUCCGAGCUCCUUCCCAGCCCACCAGCAACACCAAGAGUGGGAGAGAAAACAGACUGAGAGGGAAGUUUUCUCUUUGUGGCCAAACCUUUGGACAAUGGCUUAGAGGUGGGAAAGGGAAAGAGCAUCAGCUAAAGGACAUUUCUGUGGAUGCUCAGAAAACCCAGUCUUACCUUCCAGCUGCCUUACACCGGUUAAAUAAGAGGCCACCCUGUCCUCCCCUGCCUGUGCUCUCUGGGCAGAUGGAGCUUUUGAGCAAUGCUGUGAUGUGUGUGUGUGUGUGUGUGUGUGUGUGUGUGUGUGUGUGUGUGUGUGUGUGUGUGAGCGUGUGUGCACGCGUGCAUAGGUAUUGUGGUUACCUUUUUCUUUCCCACUCUUUGAAUGGAAAUAUCAUCUUAUUCUGUUCUCUCUCUCUCACUCACUAUUACUGUUUUUGACCCAUUAUGGAGGCCCCAAGAUCUGGGAAUUGUCUUGAAGGACAGGCCUUCAUGGGGGCCAAUGCAGCAGCUGCAGAUCCCUGGAGAGAGACGGAAGUGUGUGUGUAUGUGUGUGUGUGUGUGUGUGUGUGUGUGUGUGUGUGUGUGUGUGUGUCUGCGUGUGCGCGUGCGCGUGCGUGCCCAUACACACGCGUAUGGGCAUGCACAUAUGGUGGAUAUUUCCUGAGUGUGGGGGUUUAUUGUUUGCGUUGCACUUUUUCUAUUAUCUCUGGUACAGCUGAAAUUCCCAGAAGGCAAAACCAAGAACAAAACCACUGGGCCAGAGAACCCUGUGGCACUUCACAGUAUGGUUCUGGAACUCCGCAAGGUUUAGUCCACUAAUUUUGGAAGUUCAAGACACAGCUGGGCACAAAAGUCCUAAGAGAAAAGGGGGAACAUACAGUUCAGGAGAGAGAAGGAAUAUUGCCUCUGGUUACUGAUGUACAAGUACAUAUACCAAACAAGACCUUCACGCCCCAUUGUGGGGACUGUCCUUUGUCACCGGACACCUGCUCCUUCUAGGGGUGAGCCCUGUACAGAUGAAAGGAAAUGGGUCACAUGCAGAGAGAGCACCUCCAUGUCCCAUGGGCUCAAGUUUGUAUGAUAUUAUGUAAAUUAAUGGAGAACUCUCAACUCCUUCCAUUCCUGUCCCUUUCCUCUUAAUCUUCAAGGCCAUGAAUCCCAAAAUAGCUGUCUAUCUUAGUGGUUAGCACCCAAAUGGAGUUACGACAAGCUCACCCAAGCAUCUCAGGCUCACUUGACCAAAUGGGCACUGGGUGCUAGUGAGCGAAGAAAUCAGCCAGAGCUGUGAAUGCCAUAUGGCAGGAGGGGCUCACGGUUACCUUGGGGACCCUGCUGUUGCCAAGUGUUCCUGGGGAGGCAAGAAGAGAGUCCUGUGCUGGUGCAGCCAUGGUCAGCCAUGCACAGUGGGCACUCACCCACUGUAGAACAGGUCUGCUUUAGGAACUUUGCGAACCACUCAGCAGCCUUCCUCCCCCAAGUGCUGUAGCUCCCUGUUCCCAACCUUUUUUCCUACCAGACUCCUCACCUACUAACAGUUUCCCUCCCCUUCUCCAUCUGCGAGGCCACAGAGCCUCUUCGUCUCAUCUGCCCUUUGACUCUCGUGCGUGUGUGUGUGUGUGUGUGUGUGUGUGUGUGUGUGUGUGUGUGUGUGUGUGUGCUUAUAUAGAGGUAUGGAUGCAUUUCUCAAGACUCCCUCAUCAGAGCCCUGGUCAGAUCCUAAGGGAAGGUCUUAUAUGUGAAUACCCUGGCUGUAGGAGUGCCAGGCAAGCAGGGCAAGCUGGGUGUUAGGGAAUGCUGCAGGCUUCCAUCUGAGAUUCUAAGGGUUACUCUUAAGAUAAACAGUAUAUUAUUCUACGAUAGGGGAAAUAAUUUUCAGGAAAAAAACCUCAGUUUUUUUUAAUUGAGAAUUUUCUUUUUUUCAUUUCCUUUGGAAAGAUAAUUUUUUUCUCUCUCAAGGUGAAGGACACACUUGGGGCUGGAAAACAGAAGUAUCUCAGAUUGAGAGGUUUUUUUGUCUUCCUCCAGAGUACCUUGACCUGGGCAGGGACAAGCAGUUGUCCAUGAACAUCUACUUGAGGCACGGAACUUGUCUGUGAUGGAAUAUUAAUUCCGGCUGUUUUCCAGUUGCAAAAAGAUGGAGGAAGCUAAGCUAGAUGGGACAAUUUGCUAUUGAUUAUUUAAACUUUUCUUAAGUAAACUUGUUUGAACAUAGGAGUUCACAGACCUCUCAUAUAUGCCUUGUUUUUUUUAAUUCAUAUUCAUCAUAAACAGAUUAUCUGCUCUAUCCAAUUGCCCAACUCUAUGACAAACUUUUAAUAAAAUUUACUGGCUUCCUUUGAAACAUAAGCACCCUUGAAAUAUUAGACGGACUUCCAGUCAGGAAAUUCAUUGCACUCACCAUCCGCAGAACAGGACUUUAGAGUCACUUUCUCACUAUUCCAGCCAGACAGGUACAGAUACACACACACACACACACACACACACACACACACACACACACACACACGCGCGCGCGCGCGCUGGGGUCUGUACUCCUUAGCAACAAAAACAAGCCCCAAUAACCGAUCAGGACAGAAGUCUCCACACUGAUAGCAGAUAGCAAUCUCUGUCCAGGUGACCUGAUCCUCCCAUCACAGGGGAUUGACCACUGCUUAAAACAAGCCCCUCUAAGACACUUUCUGAAGCUUUCUGGCUGUGAGGUGGCUAGGGAGUGAGCGAAAGAGAAAACAGAGGAGGGGCUUUGGUGUGUGAUGUGCUCUAGUUCAGAUCCACUAACUCUGGAUCUUAGACGCCAGCUUCCUGAGGGGACUGAGAGCCAGUGGCCUCUGCAAGACCCCCAGUUCCUACCCAGGUCCAGUUCAAAUUCUUUUGGCUGCGCAUACACAAGGAACAUGAUUGGACAUGCUGAGAGCACUUUCAACAUGUGUUCCUUUGCUCUCGCCUACAUUGGAGAUUUAGGAAAGUUGGGGGUCUAGCUGGGAGGAAGUGCAAUUCCUUUUCCUUGUUGGGGAGUUAUGGCUCUUUUUCCGCUUUCUCGUGCCUACGGCCUUCCUCAUGAUCAGUUUGUGACAGUUGACUUCUUAGGGAGGAGAGAGACUUCAAACACUCCUCUCCUUAUUUCCUAUUGCUUGAGGUCUCACAGGGAUGUAUGUAUGUGGACCACUGACAUCAAAAUAUAAGAAAGAAAAUGUCUGUUUCAGCUUCAGUCACCAGACAGCCUUUAAGCAGCCUCCUUUCUCACCUCCAGGGAUCACGAAGGCAUAAUUAGAGAGCUCUACCAGAUCAAGACCUCUGGCUGCAGGUCCCUGAGUGGUGCUGGGCGACACCAUGCUGGUAUAUAUUUCCCUGAGGUGAGGGUUCUAUCCAGGUGUGUUGCUUUCCCUCCACAGGAGAGGGCACCCAGAAACUUUGCGUCUCCUUGGUUACCCAUAUACCUGGUAAGAGACCUAAUAGGAAAAUGCCACACGUGUUUUCCUGACUAUGGGAAAAUGUGCUAGUUGGGUCUCCGAAGCUAGUUGGGUCUCCACCUAGUAAAAUUCAGAAUAAACAAGUCAAACUCAGUGCUCAGAACAUUUCGCUUCAGCUGUCUUGGGCUUGGAACAUGCAUACACCGAUUUUCAAUCGUGUAGUGGAAGAAGUGGGCUUAGACCAGAUGCCCUCCCUCUGUCUUUGUUUGUGUGAACCAUCAGUUGCUUCUCCUAGUUCAAGGGAUUCUUCUGAAAAUGUCUGUGCUGCUCCUGGGCUGCUUUGCCCUAGUGUGCACAUCUAUCACUCUCCAGGGAAUUGUGAUGAGUCAGAAAAACUGAUCAUGCAUACAGUAACAGUGAAGCAUAUCUUAGCUGGACCAGCCUUGGUGCUGUCUUCUAGCUCUUAUAGACAGAGGACGGGGACAGAAUUUUUUUAGAGCAAGUCUGGCAGAGCAGAUGCAUACAAAUGAAUUCUGAUGCCUCUCAGAGUGUUGACUUCUGGGGUUAUGUUUACCAUCUUCCCACUGAUGUUUCUAUGCCACAGAAACAUUUCUUUGACAUUGUUCCUAGUCCUUAAACUGGGCUAUUACUAGCUAUUGAGCUCCCCACCCCACCCCGAGGAAUACACGCUCAUAAUAGAAAACUAGGGUGGGAAAGCGUGCAAAAGACUGAGAGACGGAUCAUAAUCCCAUCACUAUGAGGUCCCUACAGUGGGGCCAAUGAUGAUGGCCAGAACCUCAGAACCUCUUCACUGAGUGGUUGUCAUUGGGGGAAUAAAUGAGGCCAGCAGAACAUGGCAUGGCCACAGAACUGUGAUUGUCAUCAGUGAUUCUGUGUUCUUGGCAGCAACAACACAAGCCAUAGGGACAGCAAGGAGGCCUUUGAAAGCUCAGGCCAGAACUAAAGAUUACUAUUUAGGGAUUCUCUGUCCGUCUGUCUGUCUCUUUCUCUGUCUGUCUCUCUACCUAUCUAUCUACCAUCUAUCCCUCUUCUCCCUAUCUCCCUCCCUCCCUGCUCUUAUUCUUUUUUUUUUCAGGUGCCAUCUCAAUCUAAUCAUGGGUACAAGCUCACUAAUUAAGCUACACUUGUAUAACAUAGUGAUGACUGUACAUUUCAUUCUGCUCUGGACUAAAUGAUUUGUGACGCUGGGCACUGUGUCUUCUCCAUACUUGAACUUCCUCAUGUACAAAAUGAGGAUGAUGAUAACGUUUUACCUCAUGGUAUAUUAAGGGUGACAAGAAAUUGCAAAGCGAUUUGCAAACAUAAAGUGUCUAUGAAUUAUGCACUGUUCAAAUUACCCAUUAGCGGCAGCACAGCCACUCAAAUGGAGUGGUUUCACCCAGGCUCUGCCAAGACAGAUAAGGUAGAGAGAGAGGGGCCAUCUUGGUUGAGAACUGGAAUGUAGCUGUCCAACUGAAGCACGUGGGGUUCGCUCCUUCCUUCAAGCCCUCCAGAGGAAUUGACUCCUCCUUAUUUUUCAGCCAGUGCCAGACUCACUUUCUUCCCUCCAAGGCCAGUUUUACAAAGUGUGCUCUCAUUCCUGUUGCUUAUGACCAGAUGUGAUGGAACGAGGAGACCAUGUGGAGGCUAAGGGCGUAGAUGGCUAUAAGAGUUCACCUCUAAAGCAGGCAUGGAGUUACUGCUGUUUGUUUGCUUUAACAGCUCUAUGAUCAUUCCUAGCUGCGCAUGCUCAUGUUGGGAGAAAGCCAGAUUCUUCAAGCUUUUAGAGUUCUCUCAUGUUUAGGGUGAGGAUAAGUAUAAUAGAGUGAGAGCCCACUUCCUCUUGUCAGGCUGCAAAGCUAAUGACUUCAUCGGUAGCCGAUGGGUUCUGAGUGUGUAUCCAGUCGGGACAUUUCCCAGUAUGAUCUUGCUUGGAUCCUAGAUUCUAAAAGGGGGAAAAAAACAAAUUCCCCAAGAGAAUCUCCAUGCUUUUCUUCUUCCUUGCAUACACUGAUGGUCUCUACCAGAGAAUAACAAGUCCUUGCUCUGAUAUGACUAGAGACCAACCAAUAAUAAUAAGGGUAAUGGCACAUCUACAAGGGUGGCUUGUUCAGAGCCAAGAAACAGAAAACUGGGCCCCAACCUAAGACUUACCCAGCUACAGCUCAGCCUGGCAUCUCCCUGACACAUGCCAGCCUUCUGUUCUUCAUGCCGAAGGCCUGUUGUGACUCCCUAGGGAAACAAUCUCGUGUCCCCCAUUUCUCUCCCCUGCACCCCAGGCUUUUUCUUUCCUCUCUAGGUGGCCCGUAGGCCCACUCUCAUUUGUAUGUGCCAGUAUGUCUGUGUCGUGAGUGUGAUGAUGCCUUCACACAGAGAUGUCACAGAACCACUCUUGAGCCCCUUCCCUGCCCCACCCCACUGCCCACGGUGUGACUGUUUUGCUAUUCAAGACUAUCUGUAAAAAUGUACAAAUAAAAGUGAAAGCUGAAAAUAAAGGGGAGGGGUACUGCAACUACUCAAAUGCUGUAAGGGAGCCCUCAGUUUUCGGAGGGCUUGUGAGGACUUCCCUAGAAUCCUGACUCUGAUGGCACUUCCUGUCACAGGAUAAUUUUCUGGUGGUUGUUCAUGCUUGCUUGUCGCUCUCUGUUCUGAGGACAUUUGCCUUUAAAGUUAAGUUGCUUUCCCCCCCCCCAAAUAAAAGCAUAUCAUCAAAGUUAGAAGAGUGAAGGUCAUGGCUGACGUCAACCCAAAGACCAGACCUGGGGUGACAUUGGGAACUUCCUUUAUAGCUCACCUGGAACCUUGGGUGAAUCUUGUGACCUCACCAUGUAUCCAUGUCCUCUCAGCCUCACAGGGAGCAGAGUAACUUUGGGGACUCAUGGGACACCAAGUCUCCCCCAUCCAUUCUGCUGCUAUUUGUGUUCAUGCUGGCUGUUGCAAGCUGACUGAGCUGAGGCAAAUCAGGAGAUGCUUUCUCCCUGUUGCUCUUAGCUCAAGCUGAUAUCCCUCAGAAAGUAACCUCAAGCCAGCAGCCAGCCUGUGCACAGACAGAGUCCAAAGCCUUUUAUCUACCUUUCCAGUCUCAGAUGCCUUUUCCCACCCACUUUGAUGGUCUAUCUUGCUCUCUCUGCUGGCAGAACUUUGCCUCAUAGGACUGGGGUAGGAGAAAAAGCACCAAAGGAGAUGAUGUGAGGGAAUUGCUUUAGCAAUGGUGGCUUGCUCUACAAAUGUGACUUACUGCAUGUAGAAGCAGAGCCUGGCCAGGGGACACUAGGAAAUGGGAAGAAAAAAAAAAGGUGUUUUAGGGCUGGGGUAGAGGCUGUGAGUAGAACAUGUGGUUAGAUAAACUUAGAGCUUAAUGGGAACUUUGGGAUGAAGGAAUUUCUGUGCUUCCAAAAUCCCCUCAGCAGAAUGGCAGAGAAAUAUCUCGAAGGCAGUAAUCCUGGAGUGCGAGGGAUUAGGAUAGCACAGGGCAUGGAUAAUCAAUCUGGAGUACAAGUGGCUGCCAGAGAAAAGCAGUUUUUCCAGAGGGAUAAACAAAGCUGGCCUGUGCCAACUUCCCCUCCACUCAUGGUUAUAGGCACAGUCUACAACUCCCUCAUCCCUGAUGGACCUUGGUGACCCUCUUUGAGACUUGUACAGGGAAGGUGAUUUAGACCACUGUUGUCCAAUAAAAUUUGAUACAAGAUGUGUAUGCAAUUCGAAAUAUCUCACUAGUUGCAUUUUGAAGCGUUGAAAAAACAGGUGAAAUUAAUUUCGAUACAAUAUUUUAACCCAGCAUAUAUAAAAAUAUUAGCAUUUCAACAUGGCAUCAAUAGAAACGUUACUGGCCAUGGUUUAUGUUCUGGUUAUUUCAAAUGAAAUCUAAGUCCAAGGUGAAUUUUACCCGGAAGCAUCUCCAACUGGCUCAGCCACAUUUUUAGUCCUCAAAUACUGAAUCAGGCUUCUGGUAACCAACCGGCUAGGAGAACACAGCGUCAGGUCCUUUCAGAGGCCAAGCAGGAUGCCCUGGCCAGCCAGUCACUCGCUGUUGUGGAUUUCAUUGUGGGGAACAAAGGCAAAGGCUGAUUUGCUGAAUAGGAAGCAGAGCUGUCUCACCUUUGGAAGUUCUACUUUGCCUCCUCAGCAAGGGGAGAGAGCUUCUAUGAACCAAGCACAUGCCAUGUCUGCCCCAAGAGGCAUUAGUGCUAUCCCUGGACAUGGCCCUGAUGACCUGUCAGAAUCAGGAAAAGCAGGCCACGCCCUUCAGCGAUAGGAGCAUCACCUACCACCCACGCAUCCAUACCGAUGUCUCUCAUCUCAUCAGUGAUAGGCAGGCCUCCCCGUUGUUAAGAACACACAUCUCUCCUACCUCUUAACAUCUGGCAGAGUCUCCUGCUAAAAACAUCUCACCGAUACUUGGAGCUGUUUAAUUCACCCUCCAACUUCUUUGAUUUUUCUUUCCAAAUCUUGAAUGCUGACAAGGAGACAUGGGAGGAGAGCAGCAGGCAGACUGUAUCUCCUGGGAGGUGGCAGAGACAAGUUCUGUUCUUACACUAGGACUCAGGCCACUGUCUCCUACCUCUCCUUUCUGCUUAGAGAUCUUCCUUAGGUCUAAAGAAGCCUCUUCUGUGUGGGAAAUUGACAAAUAGUGAGAUCUUAUGGGGCAGAACAGAAUAAUACAAGCAAGCCCCUGGGCAUUCUCCAAUCAUUUCAAAGAGCCAGACUGAUACGGCUUGGUUCACUUAAAAUCUAACAUUCUGAGCCCUAUGCUGCCGAGCAGGAGAAAGGGAGCUGAUUUGGUGAGUACAUUUUAUCUGUGGUCAUUAGGCAGGGACCAUCGCCAGCAAAAGUCUCAAACACCUGGUGUGUUCAUGGUCCGCCAGAUUAUUGCUCAGUCAAUAUAAAUUUAUUUACCUUCACUCUAAUUUGCAUAGUGCUUUCUGAUUGGUUAGACACAGUGUGGUGUAUACUGCAGGACUCUAACAACAACUCUCCCCUUGGAGGUAGCAAUUCCUGUGGUUAUUGGUGCUAAAAUAAGAUUAAAUAUUAUGUUAAUUUGUUCUGAUAUGAUGUGAAUAAAUGUAUUGUUUAAUCUUAACAAGAAUGCUACAUCUUAUCAGAUCUAUUGUACUGUCUGUUUCUUCUCAUAAUUAAUUAAUUACAGGAGAGGUGAUCCAAACCAGAUUUCGAAAACUCUUGUGAUAUUCUAAAAGGAACUUAACAGGGAAGUGGGAGGGGGGAAUGAACGGGGAAAUUGCCAGGUUCCUGUGACUUUGAAAGGACUGAGGAAGCAGAGAGCGUUUGGGGACUUCACUGAAACUGACUGCAUCUUGCAAUUUUCUUUUUCAAAUUGGCAGAAAUAUUGUUAUUUCCAUCGACUGAAGAAAAAAAAGUGUCUGGUAAUUAAUUAAAUGACUUGUUCAUGGAAAAAAUAAAAAUAAAUAAUCUGUCAGUUGUGGAAUGUAAACUGAUUAAAUAAUUAAAUAAAGAAGACCAUGUUGUGUGUUUUAA
This is a messenger RNA of Cricetulus griseus (Chinese hamster), 10267 nucleotides long. The record is from RefSeq and is a predicted model, not a curated record. Lineage: Eukaryota; Metazoa; Chordata; Mammalia; Rodentia; Cricetidae.